ACCGACUCCUCCUGGACCAAGAUGAAAAUGGAGAAACCAGGAGGGCUGAACUCCUUUAAGCCUCCACUACAAGAGCCACAUAGAAGCUUCAUGUUACCUGUUGGCAGCCAGCGGGUGAGUCCCAGAGAAACAGGAGUGCAUCUGUGUGCGUCUCUGUGUCGGGUUCAUGGAAAGCACUCUGAAAGGUGUGUGAAGGCCACACCCCGCUGAGCGAGGAGACAGGUAAACUAGUGCAGAGCAGCUCCAACUUCCAAACUGUUCACUUAUGAUCUCUAAAACCUCGAGCACAGUGGAGAUGGUAACGCAAGGAAAACUGGAGAUCAACUCAGAAAAUGUGGAAGCGAAAAACACAGGAGGCCUGGGAUGUUUUGGUUGGCUGUUGGUGAUGAUAUCCCUCAUCUUCAUAGCAGCAACAUUCCCACUCUCACUGUUUAUGUGCAUCAAGAUAGUGAAGGAGUAUGAGCGAGCAGUCAUUUUCAGACUCGGUCGGAUCCCGGACAGGAAACCUAAAGGACCAGGACUUUUCUUCAUUUUGCCAUGCACUGACACCUUUGUGAAAGUUGAUCUGAGGACUGUAACGUAUGAUAUCCCUCCACAAGAGAUCCUAACCAAAGACUCAGUGACGGUGUCCGUGGAUGGAGUGGUGUAUUUCCGAGUCCACUGUCCCAUCUCAUCGGUGACCAACGUGUACAACGCACACUUAUCGACACGCCUGCUAGCUCAAACCACUCUGAGGAACGUCCUUGGCACCAAAAGCCUCUCAGAGCUUCUGUCUGACAGAGAGGGCAUUUCAGUCAGCAUACAGGAAACCCUGGACGAGGCCACGGGUAAAUCGGGCAUCAAGGUGGAGCGCGUGGAGAUAAAAGACGUGAAGCUGCCUCAGCAGCUGCAGAGGGCCAUGGCAGCAGAGGCGGAGGCCAGCCGGGAGGCCAGGGCCAAGAUUAUUGCUGCCGAGGGUGAGAUGAACGCCUCCAGAGCUCUGAAAGAAGCAUCCCUGGUGAUCGCCGAGGCUCCCUCUGCUCUCCAGCUGCGAUAUCUGCAGACGCUGAGCACCAUCGCUGCAGAGAAGAACUCCACCAUCAUCUUCCCCCUGCCUAUGGACAUGAUGCAGAGUUUCAUGCAGAGGAAAUGAAGUUCUGAACUCCAGUCUUCUGCUCUGCUACUUUACUCCUUAAAGUAAGUUUGUUCUUCGUGCAAGAGGGGAGAAAAUACUCUUUGUAUUUAGAAAUACACCAAAACCUUGCUUUCGUGUACUUAUUGUAUACUCUUAAUCUGAUUUAAUACGUAAUACAAAAUGCAACACGUACAUUAGAGCCGUUUACCUCUCAUCGUUGACCACAAUGUUGCAACACUUUCAGCUCUGGAGGAGUGCAAAUAAACAAACAAACAAAUAAAUAAAGAAUAAUACAAAACAAUGUGAACCAAAAAUAAUUCACAACAAAUGAUCUUGAGCAGAAAUUUCUUGCAUACUUGAUUACAAUCGACAGGCUGAACCAGCCUCGUGACAAAAACUGUAAACAAAAGCUCUUAUUUGGACGGUCAUUCAGUGGAUUUGUACAAGAUGGUGUCCACAGGACACAGACACACAAUCAGUGCAAUCAAAGUACCUGAAAGAGAGGAAGAGGGUUUCCAACCUUCUGCAAGAACCAAACUACACAGAAAUAUAAGUUGAUUAUUUAAAGCAGCUACAAAUUCCUGUUAGAGCAAACUGAUCUCUACUUGUGUCUGAGUAAAGAAAUACUGCAAUAUUAUUAUUAUUAUUAUUAUUAUCAUACUGUGGUGUUGCUUCAGUGUACUUAUAUAUUUUAUACUAUUCUUUUAAUAGUUCUACCUCCUGCUAACAUCUAUGAUUGCAUAAAAAUCUUUAAAAACCUUUGAGAUGAUUAGCUACUGUAUGAAAACACCAGAAUGUAUAAAAUUAAACAAAACAAAACUUAUGGCAGUUCCUUCCCUUUGAUGACUCCUAAUUCCUCCCAAAUCCUGAGAUUAAUCUAAACAACGAGGAAUGAGGUAAAAUUCAAAUCAUGUUGUUUUUUUUUUCUGCUAGUUUUGAUGAACUUAGUAAACAUUGUAAAAAGCAAACAUAAGCUGUGGAAAUCAGGAUGAUUUUUUUUUCUGUGGUGAAAAUAAUAAACUUUUAGUGUAACUAACCACUAAAUAGUUGCUAAUUAACAUGCUAGUUCAUUCAAUCAAUUAAUAAUUGAUAAAUAAGUUGUUAUAAAUUCAGAAUGAAGUUCUGAGUUUAAAAAAGUUUAUUAUUUUGGGUGUUUUGAGGCAGAAAACUGUUCUGUUUCUACUUUCUAAGACAGAUUAGGAAGGUUAUGUUUAGAAUUCAUAAUUAAGAGUUUAUUUGUAGAAUUAGGUUAUUCAGAAUAAAUAAAUAAUUUACACUAAUUUACGUGUUAAGAAGCAUCUAGUUAGUGGUCACUUUGUUUUUCUUAAACUGAAAACACAAAUGCACAUUUGUGGCGAUAAUAAAAAGAGCAAAGAUUUCCGCAAGCUAUGGGUGUAAAAAUUUGAGAAAACAUAAAAAGUUUUCCUUGUACACAGCAUUAAUCAUUGAUUCUGCUGCUAAACUUCUACAUGUAUACCUCAGGAAGCAUUGGAGCAGCUUUGUCUUUUGUGGUUUUGUUUUAAUCUGAGUUUCACAAACUGUUCGGGAAUUUUCUUCAAAUAAACUUUUCAUGUUAAUGAAUCAUGA
Molecule: messenger RNA, 2701 nt
Organism: Austrofundulus limnaeus
Lineage: Eukaryota; Metazoa; Chordata; Actinopteri; Cyprinodontiformes; Rivulidae
Gene: stoml3a
Product: stomatin (EPB72)-like 3a
Exons: 7
Coding region: 266-1132 (288 amino acids)
Cellular component (GO): plasma membrane
Source: RefSeq, a predicted model, not a curated record